AUGGGGGACGACGGGGCGGAAGGGGAGGCGCCGCGCUGCGUCGGCUGCGGCCGGCGCGUGAGGACGCUCUUCGUGCAGUACUCCGCAGGCAACAUCCGUUUGAUGAAAUGCGAUGUCUGCAAGGCUGUCGCCGAUCCCUACAUCGAGUGUGAAUUCAUGAUUAUCUUGAUCGAUCUGAUUCUACACAAGACCAGGGCAUACCGACAUCUACUGUUCAAUAAGCUGCACAUUGGUUCAUCUAUUGACAAGGGAAUACUGUGCCAGUUCAUUCUGAUGCAUAUCGUUCUUGACGCUUCUGCCCAUAACUAUGUAGUCAGAAUAUCAGUUUCAAAAAGCAACAAAGUUGAUGGGGAUUCUUCCAGGAGCACAUUGUCCACAAUUUGCAAUUGCAGCGAGGUUCUGGGUGAUGCAUUGUUAGGGAACAUCAUAUUUACGGCCAUGUUACUCCUGGGAGUACGAUAUAUCCUCAAAUUUUCUUUUGACAUUACAAGGUAUCGAGAGAUUCUGUUAGCCGUCAUCAUUUCAAGCUAUUUCAAGUUAUUUCUUCUGACAAUGAUGGUUUGGGAGUUCCCAUCAUCUGCUAUAUUCAUUGUCGAAACAUUUGUUCUCUCAUCAAAUGUUGUAGCCCUGAGAGUGGUGACGCGGUUCCCAAAGGCCCACUGUGUUGGUGUCUGCUUCAUGGCGCACGCGGCAAAGCACUUGACGGAACGGUGGCUCAUGUGGACACCAUGA
Molecule: messenger RNA, 732 nt
Organism: Triticum turgidum subsp. durum (durum wheat)
Lineage: Eukaryota; Viridiplantae; Streptophyta; Magnoliopsida; Poales; Poaceae
Source: the annotation of a GenBank genome assembly